GAAUUUGGCUACAAUGGCAGCAGCACAGAGGUCACAGCCAACACUUGACUUCUGCGGUGAUGAGCACUCAACCACCCUCUUGCAGGGUUUGCAGGAACUGCGGUCUGAAAACCUGCUAGUAGAUGUCAUCCUUUGUGUCUCCGGAAAAGAGAUCCCGUGCCACAGAAAUGUACUCGCUGCUUGUAGUGGAUAUUUUCGUGCAAUGUUCUGCAAUGGGCAUCGCGAGAGCAAGGAGCAUAAGGUUGUCAUUCAUGAAGCCAGCGCCAGUGCCUUGCAGCUUCUUGUUAACUAUGCCUACACAUCAAGGGUGACCAUCACAGAAGACAACGCUCUAGAACUGAUGAAAGGGGCCAGUUUUUUCCAGGUUCCACCAGUCAGCGAUGCAUGCACCAAGUUCCUAUCAGACACUCUAAGUGUCAAAAACUGUUUAAAGAUGGUUAACCUAGGUGGCAUGCUGAACCCCACCCUGGAGGCCAAGGCAUUGUCGUAUGCCAUGAAAGAGUUUGCAGCAGUCAGCAAAACACCAGAAUUCCUUGAUUUGACAAAAGACCAGCUCAUCAAACUCGUCUCAUCAGAUGACCUGAACGCUCCUGAGGAAACUGUGUACACAGCAGUGAUGAAAUGGAUCAACCAUGACACAAGGAAGAGGAGGAAGGAGAUGAAGGAGCUGAUGGCACUGAUCCGGUUCCCUUUCAUGGACAAGAUGUACUUCAUGGACAAGGUGGAAACAGAAAAGACACUGCGCAAGUGCUGCCCAGACCUUGUGUCAGAAGCUCGCAAGUACCACGUAUUUCCAGGGGAAGUCCAGUCACCUCGCACCCGUCCCCGCCGUGCCAGUGGUCUGAGGGAGGCGGUAGUGAUCGUUGGAGGGAUAGUGAAACUAGGAGGAAGUUCAGGAAACACUGUACUUUCCAGCAGCAAUUCCAUUGUGAUGACACACUCCUCAGCACCAUCAAGCACAAGCUGGGUUUCUAUGACCGAAAUGAAGAGGAACAAUGACUAUGGAUUUGCAGUGGCUAUUUUAGGCACAAGUGACAUCAUGGUGUCUGUUGGUGGGCUUAUUUGCAAGGAUGUGUGGCUUUAUCAGGCAAAGCUGAACUCCUGGUCAAAACUUGCUGGGAUGAACAUGGUAAGGGACUAUCACAAGCUAGCAGUAGUGCAGGGUAAGGUGUAUGCAAUUGGUGGCAGAGGCAAAGGUGCAUCGCUAAAUGUACUUGCAGAUGUGGAAGUCUAUGACCAAAGCCUGAACAAAUGGACCGAAGGUGUUCCACUCCCACAGCCAAGGUACCUGAAUGCAGUUGCGGCAUUAGAUGGUAGCAUAUAUGUGAUGGGUGGACGUGGCGUUGACAACAAAUCAACAUCUACUUCAUAUCGCUUCAGUCCAGGAGACACCCAGUGGCAUCCAGCAAAGGACAUGCCUGUGAAGGCUGAUUUCAUCACGGCUACAGUUCUCAGGUAUGUUGCUGGGCUUCCAACAAGAGUUCUCUGUUACAGGCCUCAGGAGGCCCUGUGGACUGUUGUAGCAAACACUGGUACUGGACCUAGAUGUGGUAUGACUGUCUUUGGUGGGGAGAUUUACAUCUAUGGAGGCAAGAAUCAAGAUGAUGGAACAACAGAGGUUUUGCAACUUAAUCCAGAUGACAGAUCACUUAAGCAGGGCUUGCAGGAACUGCGGUCUGAAAACCUGCUGGUAGAUGUCAUCCUUUGUGUCUCCGGAAAAGAGAUCCCCUGCCACAGAAAUGUACUCGCUGCCUGCAGUGGCUACUUCCGCGCAAUGUUCUGCAACGGGAAUCUUGAGAGCAAGGAGCAUAAAGUCGCCAUUCAUCAAGCGAGUGCCAGUGUCUUGCAGCUUCUUGUUGACUACGCCUACACGUCAAGGGUGACCAUCACAGUAGACAACGCUGUAGAAAUGAUGGAAGCUGCCAGCUUCUUCCAGGUUCCACCAGUCAGUGAUGCAUGCACAAAGUUCCUAUCAGACACAAUAAGUGCCAAAAACUGUCUUGGGAUGGUCAAGGUAGGUGGUAUGCUGAACCCCACCCUGGAGGCCAAGGCAUUGUCCUAUGCCUUGAAAGAGUUUGGAGCUGUCAACAAUACACCAGAAUUCCUUGAUUUGACAAAAGACCAGCUCAUCAAACUUGUCUCAUCAGAUGACCUGAACGCUCCUGAAGAAACUGCGUACACGGCAGUUAUGAAAUGGAUCAACCAUGACACCAGGAACAGGAAGAAGGAGAUGAAAAAGCUGAUGGAACUGAUCCGGUUCCCCUUCAUGGACAAGAUUUACUUCAUAGAAAAGGUGGAAACCGACAAAAUAUUGCGCAAGACCUGCCCGAAUCUCCUGUCAGAAACUUUGAAGUACCACGCAUUCCCAGGGGAGGUCCAGUCACCACGCACCCGUCCCCGCCGUGCCAGUGGUCUGAGGGAGGCGGUAGUGAUCGUUGGGGGGAUAGAGAAAGAAGGAAGUAAAGAAAACUCUUCAGUUGACAACAAUUCCAUCGUGAUGACCCACUCCUCAGCACCAUCAAGCACAAGUUGGGUUCCCAUGACGGCAAUGAAGAAAGUGAACGACCAUGGAUUCGCUGUGGCCGUUUUGGGCACAAGUGACAUCAUGGUGUCUGUUGGUGGGUUUGAUUGCAAGGAUGUGUGGCUAUAUCAGGCAAGACUUGACUCCUGGUCAAAACUGGCUUCGAUGAACACAGCCAGGGACUAUCACAAGCUAGCAGUGGUGCACGGUAAAGUGUACGCAAUCGGUGGCAGAAUCUACCACUCGACGCUACAUGUAACUCCAGCCGAUGAUGUGGAAGUCUAUGACCGAAGCCUGAACAAGUGGACCGAAGGUGUUCCACUCCCAGAGCCAAGGUACCUGCAUGCAGUUGCCGUGCUAAAUAGUAGCAUAUACGUGAUGGGUGGGCGUGAUGCUGAGGACAAUGCAACAUUCACAAUGUACCGCUUCAGUCCAGGAGAUUCUCAGUGGCAUUCAGAAGCAGCAAUGGAUGUGAGGGCUGAUGACAUCACUACUACAGUUCUCAAUGGCAGAAUCUACGUCGCUGGGCUUCCCUCAAAAGUGCUCAGAUAUACACCUAAUGGUUAUGGCUACAGUUGGAAUGUGUUAGUCAACACUGGUACUGGAUCCAGAUGCGGUAUGACUGUCUUUGGUGGGGAGAUUUACAUCUAUGGCGGCGCUAACGAUAACGAUGAAGGAACAACGAAGGUUUUGUGGCUGAAUCGAAAACAGAGGUCGCUCAAGCAAGUGGGAACCUUGCCCAGGGUUCUGUUCGGCCAUGGUUGUGUCACUAUACUGAAGGGAUGAGGGUGAACUUGUCAAGCAGCUAGGACCAAUUGUCAAUGGAUGGUGUUUGUGCUUAAGAUUAUUAGAUGAUGUUUAAUGUAGAAUGUCAUGUUGUAAGUCAAUAAGUGAGGCUUAUGAAGUAAUAUGUAUGAGGAUGAAACAGACAAUCACAUAUCCUUUUUGGCAACAUGUUUAAACAUUUAAUGUAGCAGCAUGUUCUAAGUGUUUUCAUCACAAAUCAGUUUGAUUACAGUACAAGAAAUUUGAAAUCUUGAAUCAAGGAAGAACAUUAUUAUAGGCUGUGCAAUUAAGAUAAACUUGAAAAGGGACAUGAUUAGGUCUUUGUUAACCCAUGUGAUCCACCCACCCCUUUUUAGUUUCCGAUGAAUUAUCGUCUCCUCCAUACAGGGCUAUAGUUACUAGCGAGUAUAAUUAUUUCAUUAACAUUUGUUUGUUAAGGAAAGUACAUUGUCACCUAUUGUUACCUGUUCACCUGUAUUAAACAAAGAGUACCCCCAUUAUAUCUAUACAGUAUCUGUGGAUGGUGGUAUCUAAGUAUUUUACGAUGUAACAUGUUUUUAUUUUGCUCUUUGUAAUUACCUACUAGUCGUAAUGAUUAUUAAAGUUCUGUUGUUGAAA
This is a messenger RNA of Branchiostoma belcheri (Belcher's lancelet), 3925 nucleotides long. RefSeq lists its product as uncharacterized. Lineage: Eukaryota; Metazoa; Chordata; Leptocardii; Amphioxiformes; Branchiostomatidae. Gene Ontology annotation, molecular function: protein binding. The record is from RefSeq and is a predicted model, not a curated record.